Molecule: messenger RNA, 3315 nt
Organism: Aspergillus wentii DTO 134E9
Lineage: Eukaryota; Fungi; Ascomycota; Eurotiomycetes; Eurotiales; Aspergillaceae
Gene: clcA
Product: putative C6 finger domain protein
Exons: 7
Coding region: 1-3315 (1104 amino acids)
Biological process (GO): regulation of DNA-templated transcription
Molecular function (GO): DNA-binding transcription factor activity, RNA polymerase II-specific; zinc ion binding
Source: RefSeq, a predicted model, not a curated record
AUGUCUAUAUUACUGAAUCGUCAACCUUCCGCGGAUUAUCGCCGAUCUGCUUCCAUCGGCCGCAGCAGCGGGCCUACGAUCAUGGAAAUCAUCGCAACGGACGAAAAACCAAAGCCUCCUUCCGCCUACUCUGGUCCUCCUCCCCUUCCGAUGCAUCGCAUACCACCGCACGAGGGAUCGCAUGGUCCGCCCAGCGCACAUGGCUUGUAUGAGCCUCCGCCUGCAUGGCGUCCGUCAUACCCCUCGGCCUAUGAUGCCCACCCCGCGGAACCACGGCGGGCGUCAAACCCUCCCCAGCCUCCUUUGCCCUCUCAUAAUUAUUCCAUCAUGCCGAACCGAGAACUGCCGCAACUGCCUCCCGACGGCCCCUACGGUCGACCUAGCAGCCUCCCGGGCCCAACCCAUACGCCCCCGGAACAUCCGUUGCCGCCUCCGAACUACCGGCCGAUGAACGGAACCCCCCAUGAGGCUGCUCCCCAUUCUGCGCCUCCGGAUUUCCGCCCGCGCAUGUCCUUUCCACCGCAAGAACCACACCCCAAUGGAGAACCUCCCCUUCCUGCGCACUCGAUCCCGCCUACGCAGUAUGCAACAACCCCAGUCCCGCAUAUCCCAAACACCCCAACCCCGUACGAUGCUGGCUACUACCAGAACCAAGCCUUGGGCAUGCGCCAGCGAAAGGCUGCUCGAGCUCAACAGGCCUGCGACCAAUGCCGAGCGAGGAAAGCGAAAUGUGAUGAAGGGCGACCGGCAUGUAGCCACUGCAAGGAGAAUGGCUUGACAUGUGUUUACAAAGAAGUGCCUCCUCACAAACAGGAAAAGGCAACCCAGCUACUUUUGGACCGAAUGCAGCAAUUGGAGGAUCGCCUGGAGGAUCGCAUGACACAAUUACAGUCAAUUCAGGUCGAGCAAGGAUCGCAACUGAGCCGACUGCUUUCCGCCGAAUCCAAGCUUAAAGAACCCAAGGUUAUACCCACCAAAGAGGCUGCCCGGCCACCGUCGCAGAAACAGACAUCCGCUCGCCUGCUGAAGCCAGACGCCCCCGAAUCUUUGCGAGAGACAAAGGCCAAAGACGAAAACGUUCCUUUUAUUGUUGGACAGGAUGUCGACGGUGUUGAACCCGCCGAGGAAUCUCUCAAGGCUGAGGAUGAUGGAGAGUUGUCGAUUCCCGUGGAGCAUACAACAGCAGCCCAUAAGUUACUACAUUGGCCGUCAAUCAAAAGUUUGCUUUGGCCGAGAGAAUACGACGAGGAUUAUGUGAUGAAGUUAGAGGAAGAGCGAGGUCUGAUUCGUGUGUAUGGUCGGGGUGAAGGGGAUAAUACAAGUGAGGACACUGGGAUGUUGCUGACACCGUCGAAUUCGACUCCCGUCUGGGAUGAGAGCUAUAAUAAUGGGGCUUCGCCCAGCGGACCUUGGAGCAACCCAGCAGCCGCACCUCCGCCGAAGCGCGACAAUGGUCUCGAGGAAUCUGGUGUGUUGACCACGGAUCCCGAAACGGUGCGCCGCUACCAUCAGUGUUAUAUGGACAACAUUCAAAAGCUUCAUCCAUUCCUUGACCAAAAUGAGUUGGAAAAGAAGAUCGAAGUUUUCAUUAAACUAUACUGCCCCCAGAAGGCUUCUGGUUCGACCCCGAUCAUGAGCAACGCGGGCGAAAUCCCGCGGGGCGCGAAACGGAAGCGCUCUUGCGAGACCUUGCAAGGAGCCGGGUGCGACGUUCAAUCAUCUCCUGGUUCCAAACCAGAAAGAUAUUACACACGACGAAUCGAAAAGUCAAUCGAUAAUGCUAUCAUUCUCUUGGUUCUCGCCGUUGGCAGCAUCUGUGAAUGGCGAGAUCUUCCUGUCCCAGGUCCGGUCCGCGACACUCCCGUCGACUUCCGGAAAGAGCGAAUACCCGGUCCACCUACGAAUAGCAUCCUGUCACCCGCCGGAUCUGAUCCAGCCAUUCCACAGUCAGGAAGCUUUUACGCACCGACUAGCAACGCCUUCCCUUCCCCCUCAAUGCUUGAUGGCCGAAAGGGUCUCUCUGGGCGCUCGAUGUCGUUAAGUCGCGACGGAUCUGACACUCGACACCUGCGAAACUUGGAUGUAAUUCCUGGACUAGCAUACUAUGCGUAUGCGACACAGAUUCUUGGUAGCCUUCAGGGUGCGAAUGGGCUGCUUCACGUUCAAGCGGCGUUGUUGGCUGGUCUGUACGCAGGACAGCUGGCACAUCCCUUCCAGAGCCAUGGAUGGAUCUACCAGGCCGCUAGAGCCUGUCAAGUGCUCGUGAGAUCGAAACGUUAUGAGCAGAUGCAGGAUGGUCCUCUGAAGGAUCUUUAUGAUUUUGCAUACUGGACUUGUCUGCAGCUUGAAAGUGAUAUUCUGGCGGAACUCGAUCUUCCAGCUAGUGGAAUUUCCCGCUCGGAGGCUCGCAUCUCCUUGCCAAAGGGCCGAUUUACUCUCAGUCUCCCGAAUGAAAUCUGUGCACCGAGCACUAUGAUGAUGUUCUUCUAUUCUGCCCAGAUCCAUCUUAGAAAGGUCCUUAAUCGGGUUCAUACUGACCUGUACAAGGUUGAAAAAGUAGGACAGAAUCGUUGGUCCUCGAACGUUCAGGAAAUUCUAAGCAUGAACCUUGAACUAUGGAGAAGUAGCUUGCCUGAGGUGAUGAAAUGGAGAGAUACCGACCCGCCGUCUAAGGAGAUCAAUGUGGCACGGAUGCGAGCCAAGUACUAUGGUGCACGAUACAUUAUCCACAGACCGCUUCUCUACCAUGCAUUGCAUUUUGGUGGUCAGAACGAUCGGUCCACAUCCGUUGACUCUCCUACCGGAUCUGCGAUGUCCGGAUCUAAAUCGCAGCAAGUAUCGCCCUCAAUGACACAUAGCCAGCGGGCUACAAAUAUGAUGCGAUUAUCGAGUGACAUGGGGCCAAGCACUCGGGCUCAGCCGCCCUCUUCCAAUGGAAACUUUGGGGUUGCAUACCAUUACCGGGAUCUCCCAACAAAGCUCCGAAGAGCAUGCAAAGUCUGCGUCGACUCUGCAAUCCUGAGUACGGAGGCAUUUGAUGGUAUUGAGGGACGUCCUGUAGUGACGAACAUUUUCGGAACUGCUCAUGCGCAAUUCGGUAACAUGUUGGUUCUCUCUGCCACAUUCAUGUCCAACCUCUCGGAACUGGUAGACCGAACUGUUCUUGAGAGACUACUCAAGAGGACCAUCUACUUCCUUCUCCGGAGCCAAUACAUCUCUCCCAGUCUGCGCGCAGAUGCGAAGAUUCUCACUGAGAUCUACGAAAAGAUUUUCCAAGAGCCAGCCGGAAGUUUCUCAACAGAGCCAUCAAUAUGA